Molecule: messenger RNA, 4735 nt
Organism: Podarcis raffonei (Aeolian wall lizard)
Lineage: Eukaryota; Metazoa; Chordata; Lepidosauria; Squamata; Lacertidae
Gene: HOXD10
Product: homeobox D10
Exons: 2
Coding region: 2787-3866 (359 amino acids)
Biological process (GO): regulation of transcription by RNA polymerase II
Cellular component (GO): nucleus
Molecular function (GO): RNA polymerase II cis-regulatory region sequence-specific DNA binding; DNA-binding transcription factor activity, RNA polymerase II-specific
Source: RefSeq, a predicted model, not a curated record
GGGGACAAAAAUCCUCUCUCCUACACUGGGACCACCACCGCUUCCUCGCGGUGCUGUGUCCCUUAUUUCUAAGCCCCUAUCCAGGACAAGGGCAGGGCUUAUGGACUCGCAAUUUAAAGGGGUCCAUGAAGAAAGAGAGAAAAUGUUUAUCUGGGGUGGUGGUGAUGGUGGAAUGUAGCUUAUUUGACGAAGGUAAGCUGGAGACUCCCCGACAAACACAGAAGCCACAGAGAGAGAGAGAGCGAGACAGAGGGAGAGAAGAGAGGCGGCUGGAGCCGUAAAACCCACCGGCUCUUAACCUGACAAUGAUGUUGUAUUUGAACAGCUGCGAUAAGCUUUUUCAAAAAGGGUCUGUCUCAUUGCCACAGCGAGAUUUCAAACUGGGGUGAGGGGGUUGUUUUCGGCAAAUGGAUAGGGGAGGAAGAAGAAGAAGAGGGGGGAAAGUGAAGUAACCCCCCCAAAGUGCCAAAGACGUAAGGGUGAAAAAACCAGGACGGAAAAUUAAGCUUCUUGCAGUCAUUGGAGAGGCCGUGGGUGCCAUUUCAAAGGGUCUGUUUUGGUUUCCCCGAGGUUCUUAUUUCAAAGGAGAGAAGGAAGGUUUGCUGUUAGGGAUGAGCUCAAGGCCUGGAAUAAAUAGAUGGACUCAAGGCAACAUUUAACCUCAAGUAGAUGGUUCCUGCGUGGCGUGCGGCGUGUGACAUUUUAUGAAUAAAAGAGACACCUUUGGAGUAAAAACACACUGCCAAACAAGCGGGGAGGAGAGGGAAAAUAUGAAUGUUUUUAAAGUCCCGAAGGUGAGAGGGGGUGAGAGCAGUCCUUAAUUUCAAGGAUAUGUGUCCUCCUGUUUUUCAAGAAAAGGGGGUGAUGCGGGUAUAAAUAUAAGGAAAAGAAAGGAUGAACAUCGAAGUGGGGAAAUCUAUUUUGAAAGAAGCGUCCAAAUUUAUCCAUAGGUAGAGUUGCCCACGAUUCCUGUGGUCAAGAACUAGGGAGUGGUGGACUCAGGUGUUUAUUAUCGCCCCUUUUUAAUAGAUAUGAAGUUGGGUAAUGAAAUAAUGUAAGAAGCCAGCAGAUUCCGUUGUGGGAUGCGGGCUACCGCGUUGUGAGUGCAUAUGUGGGGGGUUUUUUGUGUGAAGUUCAGCAACAUCGUCUACGAAAACUUUACCUUUGCUCUGGUGCCAUUUUCGUGGGCAAAGAGAAUUUCUUCACAUGUGUACUAUGAGAAAGGACCCUCAUCUUAUUUAUUAAUUAUUUUAUUUUAGGAAUCUGCUGGAGCUAUAAAACCAAACUUAUGACCAAAAUUUUUUUUCUAGCUUUUAAUAUUUGACGAUUUGUAUUAAAACAAAAAUUGACCUUCUUGGUUAGCAGCGAAGAGGAAAAAUCAAUAGUAUAAUUUUCAAUAAUUCAUAACGCGAACACCAUUAUGCUAAAUCUUAACUAUUAAUCUUAUCCUUUACAAAGUCUCGAUUGAUUUGUUAAUAAAAUAUCUUCCCGUGUGUGGCAACAGAGGGUAUAACUCUUGAAAAAGCUUCAGAAGCAAGAAAAUUACCAAGUGGCUCAAGAAUGUAGAUGAGAAUUUUAUUGAUCGCUCUGAUUCUUCUUAAUCUGUAUUAAUAAAUUCCACAACCUUUUGUACCUUGCACUUGUCAGGAACCAAUGCUUUUACAAAAUCCAUAAAAGGUAACAUUAUUUCCACCGCUACCACCGGCCCUUUGUAUCUUCCCCAAAUUAUGACACCUUUGGAGAUCGCCUACACUUCAGACAUAGUCAGCUGUCCACCCUCAAAAAACAAACAACACACACACAACUUUUUUUGGACCUUUGUUAUAUGUUGUGGCUUUUGUUUGAGAAAGUGUUUGAUUAUGAAGUGAAAGGAGGAAGUAUUGGAGAAGAGAAGGAUGUGUUGUCCAGGGCUGAGACUUAGGGAGGUCUCUUCUGAGGUCGUCAGUUGCCGCCAAAUCAUGUAACUUGAAGGAGAUGUUGGGCAACCAUGAGGACUGGAGAUGGGGGAGAAACCACUUUUAUCAAUAUUAUCAUCACCAUUACUAUUCACAGGUGGGGAGAAUGAGAAGAAGACCCACAUAUUUCGCCUUGUAGGAUUGCAUGCGUCUCCCCUUCUCACUCCCUCCAUCUCUCUGUGUGUCUGCGCGCGCCUCUGCGUCCAUCUCCCACCCCCCUUGCCUCUGUUUAAGCCAGCCUGGGAUUUUCCUGAAGUACCUGUCUCAUAUAUAUGUAUAUAUAUAUUGAUAUUGGAGCAAAGGGGCAUGGCUCAGGAUCAGCCUGAAUUCGGACAGUAACUCCUUUGUGGUGUUAAAAAACACACAAAAAACACAAAACCAAACAACAACAACCCAGCAGCAACAACGAAAGAGUUGCGAGAUGGGGGGGGGUAUGGGGGGGUCAGAUCAGUUCAACGCAUUUCCUUGUUUUAAAUCAGCGCAGUGCGCCAGGGCUGGCUUUGCAAAAGGACCAAAAAAAAAGAAAGAAAAAGGUUGCUACUAAUAUUGCUGCCGCUGCCGCCGCCGCUGGAGCUCCCUGGCUUGGAGGAGCGCGCGCACUUUCUCCUCGACGUUCUAGAUGUCGCUGUUGACCACCUUUGCGCCGCAGCCCGGAGUGUCCCGCGGAGCACGUGACCGGCGGGGAGGUAGCGGCUCAAGGCCAUUUUCAAAUCUCAUUGGCUUAGCUGUCAUGUGGUUGUGCAGAGGCAUCCACAAUUACACAGGGAAUGUUUUCGUAGAGAUGUCAGCCUACAAAGGACACAAUCUCUCUUCUUCAAAUUCCUCCCCAAAAUGUCCUUUCCCAACAGCUCUCCUGCCGCCAACACUUUCCUAGUCGAUUCCUUGAUCAGUGCCUGCAGGAGCGAUAGUUUCUAUUCCAACAGCGCCAGUAUGUACAUGCCACCUAGCACAGACAUUGGGACUUAUGGGAUGCAAACCUGUGGACUUCUACCGUCUCUGGCCAAGAGAGAAGUCAACCAUCAAAAUAUGGGUAUGAAUGUACACCCUUAUAUACCUCAAGUAGACAACUGGACUGAUCCGAACAGGUCCUGCCGAAUAGAGCAACCUGUUACUCAGCAGGUCCCCACCUGCUCCUUCACGACAAAUAUUAAGGAAGAAACCAAUUGCUGCAUGUAUUCUGAUAAGCGCUCCAAGCUGGUGUCUUCGUCGGACGUCCCUUCAUACCAGAGGCUGGUCUCUGACUCGUGCUCCAUUGAAAACCCCGAGGUCCCCGUCCCAGGAUAUUUCAGGCUGAGCCAGACCUACGCCACUGGGAAAACCCAAGAGUACCAUAACAGCCCCGAAACGAGUUCAACUGUCAUGUUGCAGUUAAACCCUCGCGGCGCUUCCAAACCGCAGAUAGCUUCGCAACUUCCGAUGGAGAAGAAAAUGAAUGAAAACCCCAACAGCGGCAGCGCCGCCACCGCCGCCGCCACCAACACCACCAGCAGCACCAGCAGCCACCAUUCAGACAACUCUGCCAAAGUCUCUCAAGUGGAAAGUCCCGAGUCCAAGUCCACGCUGCAAGACGACAGGAGCUGCCUGGCUGAAGCCUCCGUUUCCAGCCCAGAGACCCAGGAGAAGGAAAGCAAAGAGGAAAUCAAGUCUGAUACUCCAACCAGCAAUUGGUUAACUGCAAAGAGUGGCAGAAAGAAGAGGUGUCCCUAUACUAAACAUCAAACACUGGAAUUAGAGAAAGAGUUCUUGUUCAAUAUGUAUCUCACUCGAGAGCGCCGCCUAGAGAUCAGUAAGAGCGUAAACCUCACUGACAGGCAGGUGAAGAUAUGGUUUCAAAACCGCAGAAUGAAGCUCAAGAAGAUGAGCAGAGAGAACCGGAUCCGAGAACUGACCGCCAAUCUGACCUUCUCAUAAACCGGUUCAACUGGGGGCUUGAAAGGAUUGAGACCUGGGCUCAGUUACCACCAGUUGGUAUAUAUAAAUAUAUAUAUAUAUAAUAAAUAUAUAUAUGUAGGAAAGACUUUGGGGGGAACAGAGACAGAGAGAGGGGGGACAAAAGUAGACCCCCUUCAUUUUUCAUUUUUUUUAUUUCUGAUAGAAUGUGACCUUUUGUCAUUCUUUUUAGUGCUGCAAGUGUUUAUGUAUGUUCCUACGACGAGUAUAUAUAUGUAUAUAUAUAUAUAUAUGUAUAUAUAUAUAUAUAUAUAUAGCCUAGCACGUGUAAUUUAUUAUUAUUUUUCUCAUCGUAAUGCAGGGUAAACACUGAUUCAAUAUGAUCAUUUGGUCUUAACUUAUUGGAGCUGUUGGACAUCCAGAUAAUGUGACUUUUUCCAUGUGUUUUUUUUUUUAACUCACCACGUGGUAUUUAUGGGGGGGCGGCUGUUACACGGGCCAUGCCAUUUUGAGUAGAUGACAAUACUUUUAAUAAUUAUUUAAAAGAAAGAAAAAUAAGCAUUUUUUUCUUCCUUGAGAGGUGUGGGGGGGGGGAGGCAAAGCGAGUGAGAGUGCGAGAGCGAGAGUGAGAGGAAAAGGAAUUUUAAAAAGCACAUUUUAAGAUGUAACACUCCCCUUUCUCCCGUGUGCGUCAAACUUGUCCUUCGUGCGUGCAAUGGAAUCCUUCAUUCUUCCUCAACUGUAGACAUUUUUUUCUCUCUCUUCCCCUUGUGGUGCAUACGUGGAAUCGUAGUGGUAUAACAAGCAAUAUGUCUUCUUCUUUUUCCUACGCCUUCUUCUUUGUGCAUGUCCUAUUCGCAUGUAUAAUGCAAUAAACUCUGUAAAGUUCA